Molecule: messenger RNA, 1210 nt
Organism: Oxyura jamaicensis (ruddy duck)
Lineage: Eukaryota; Metazoa; Chordata; Aves; Anseriformes; Anatidae
Gene: PSMA1
Product: proteasome 20S subunit alpha 1
Exons: 10
Coding region: 128-913 (261 amino acids)
Biological process (GO): ubiquitin-dependent protein catabolic process
Cellular component (GO): proteasome core complex, alpha-subunit complex; proteasome core complex; nucleus
Source: RefSeq, a predicted model, not a curated record
CGGAGCUCGCCCGCUCGCUGAGUCGGGGCGCGGCUGGUGCCGCCUGGCCGCCCGCAGGCCGAGCGAUCGCUGCCCGAGCGCCGCCUCUCGCUGCCCCGGAGCCCGCGCCGCCGUCGGGGGAGGCAGGAUGUUCCGCAACCAGUACGACAACGAUGUCACCGUGUGGAGCCCGCAGGGGCGAAUUCAUCAAAUAGAAUAUGCCAUGGAAGCUGUCAAACAAGGCUCAGCUACUGUGGGGCUGAAAUCAAAGACGCAUGCUGUCCUGGUAGCUUUAAAGAGAGCACAGUCUGAGCUGGCAGCUCAUCAGAAAAAAAUCCUGUACGUUGACAACCAUAUCGGUAUCUCCAUUGCUGGACUUACUGCUGAUGCAAGACUCUUGUGCAAUUUCAUGCGUCAGGAGUGUCUGGAUUCUAGAUUUGUGUUCGAUAGACCCCUUCCAGUUUCUCGAUUAGUGUCACUAAUCGGAAGCAAAACGCAGAUACCAACGCAGCGUUACGGCAGAAGACCAUAUGGCGUGGGCCUGCUUAUCGCAGGUUAUGAUGAUAUGGGUCCUCACAUCUUCCAAACUUGUCCCUCUGCAAACUAUUUUGACUGUAAAGCGAUGUCCAUUGGUGCUCGUUCACAGUCAGCACGAACUUACUUGGAGAGACACAUGACUGAAUUUACUGACUGUAAUCUAAAUGAGCUAGUUAAACAUGGACUGCGUGCUCUCAGAGAGACUCUUCCUGCUGAACAGGAUCUGACCACCAAGAAUGUUUCCAUUGGAAUUGUUGGCAAAGACAUGGAGUUCACUAUCUAUGAUGAUGAUGACGUAGCACCAUUCCUAGAAGGUCUUGAGGAGAGACCUCAGAGAAAGCCUGCCCCGCCUGCUGAUGAACCUGCGGAAAAGUCAGAGGAGCCCAUGGAGCACUAAUUCGUGGAAGAGUUCCUCUAUGUUAACCUAUGCGUAAUUAUACAGGAACCUUUAUCUAUUUGGUGGUAACUUUAUCCUCACUGAUGCGCUGUGAGGAUUACUCUUAAAAAAAAAAAAAAAAAGAGGCAAACCAAUGCACCUGUCCUUAAAAAGCUGUCGGGAGUUCAAAACUGGGUGUAUGUUCUCUGCUGGGAAAGGUGCAACCAUUUUCUAAGUAGUACACGAUACUGUUUUUUAAUGAAAAGCAUACUGUCUUUAACUUGUAAGGACCAGUGGAAAUAAAUAACUUUCUUGGAA